This is a messenger RNA of Parastagonospora nodorum SN15, 1890 nucleotides long. RefSeq lists its product as hypothetical. The record is from RefSeq and is a predicted model, not a curated record. The coding region runs from base 1 to 1890 and encodes 629 amino acids. NCBI's taxonomy places the organism in Eukaryota, Fungi, Ascomycota, Dothideomycetes, Pleosporales, Phaeosphaeriaceae. Gene Ontology annotation, molecular function: glycine-tRNA ligase activity; ATP binding. The transcript is spliced from 5 exons. Gene Ontology annotation, biological process: mitochondrial glycyl-tRNA aminoacylation. Gene Ontology annotation, cellular component: mitochondrion; cytoplasm.
AUGGCGGGCGAUAUGACCACGUUCAAGGGCAAGCCAUUUGAUCGCCCCUCUCUGGAGUCGCUCAUGAAGCGACGCCUCUUCUACACCCCCGCCUUCGACAUCUAUGGCGGUGUCUCUGGUCUCUACGACUUUGGCCCGCCCGGUUGCGCCCUCACAAACAACAUCGUCGACGUAUGGCGGAAACACUUUGUGCUGAAGGAGAAUAUGUUGGAGGUUGACUGCACCAUGCUCACCCCCCACGAAGUCCUCAAGACCUCCGGCCACGUCGACAAGUUCGCCGACUGGAUGUGUAAAGACCCCAAGACCGGCGAGAUCUUCCGCGCGGAUCAUUUGGUUGAGGAAGUCCUCGAGGCUAGGCUGAAGGGCAACAAGGAGGCACGCGGUGAGAAGGUCGAGGCCGAGGAGGAUGACCCCAAGAAGAAAAAGAAGAAGGUCAAGAACAUUGCGGCUGUCAAGCUGGAUGAUGCGCUCGUGCAGGAGAUCGAGGAGGUUCUCGCCAAGAUCGACAACUACAGCGGCGAGGAGCUUGGCCAGCUCAUGAAGAAGUACGACAUCAAGAACCCGGCCACCAACGGCGAACUGCUCCCCCCUGUCGCCUUCAACCUCAUGUUCCAAACCUCGAUCGGCCCAUCCUCGAACAUGCCCGGCUACCUGCGUCCUGAGACCGCCCAGGGCCAGUUCCUGAACUUCCAGAAGCUGCUCGAGUUCAACCAACAGCAAAUGCCAUUCGCCUCCGCCUCCAUUGGCAAGUCUUUCCGAAAUGAAAUCUCCCCACGAUCUGGUCUGCUGCGUGUACGAGAGUUCUUGAUGGCUGAGAUUGAGCACUUUGUCGACCCCGAGGGCGGCAAGAAGCACCCCCGCUUUGACGAGGUCAAAGACGUUGAGCUCGAGCUCCUCAACCGCGAGGUCCAGCUCUCCGGCAAGACCACGGUUGAGACAACUAAGAUUGGCAAGGCCGUCGAGACUGGCCUUGUUGACAACGAGACACUAGGUUACUUCCUCGCCCGUAUCCAGCAAUUCCUCCUCAAGAUCGGUAUCGACGCGAAGAAGAUCCGCUUCCGACAACACAUGGCGAACGAGAUGGCGCAUUACGCCGCAGACUGCUGGGAUGCUGAACUGCUCACAUCAUAUGGUUGGAUCGAGUGUGUAGGCUGUGCCGAUCGUAGCGCGUACGACUUGACUGUGCACAUGAAGAAGACCGGCGCACCUCUAGUCGUCCGCGAGCCAAGGAAAGAGCCCCUCAAAGUUGAGGAAUGGCAAUGCGAUCUCGACAAGAAGAAGUUCGGUCCCAAGUUCAAGAAGGACGGCAAGACGGUGGAGGCAGCGAUUGAGGCUCUUUCACAGGAUCUGCGUGAGAAGCUGUCGUUGGACCUCGAGAAGGAGGGCAAGAUUGUCAUUGAUGUUCCCGGUGUUGGUGAUGGUAAGGUCGAGGUGCCAAAGGAGCUCAUCAGCAUUGAGAAGCGUACAAGAGUCGAGAACGCACUAUGCGAGCACAUCUACUGGACGCGUGAGCAAGACGAAGCGCGUGGCAUUCUCUCCUUCCCACCUACUGUUGCACCUACCAAGGUCCUCAUCGUACCACUCAGCUCACACACCGACUUCAAGCCUUUUGUACGCACGCUGAGCGACAAGCUCCAAGAGCUUGGUAUCUCCACUCCCACUAACGAGUUCCAGCGUAACGACGAGCUCGGUACACCACUCGGUAUCACCAUCGACUUCCAGUCUGUCAAGGAUAACACUUUCACAUUGCGCGACCGCGACUCGACAGAGCAGGUUCGUGCUGGUCUGGACGAGAUCACAGGUGCCAUCUCCAGCCUCGUCAACGGCAGAGAAAAGUGGUCAGACGUCGCUGCACGCCUGCCCAAGUUUGAGGGCCAAGAGGUUGAUUAG